Messenger RNA from Ostreococcus tauri, 1698 nucleotides. Its product is annotated as unnamed product. Lineage: Eukaryota; Viridiplantae; Chlorophyta; Mamiellophyceae; Mamiellales; Bathycoccaceae. The transcript has a single exon. The coding region runs from base 1 to 1698 and encodes 565 amino acids. The record is from RefSeq and is a predicted model, not a curated record.
AUGCGCGCGCGACGCCGCGAGCGCUCGCGCGCGACGCGCGCCGUGUGCCUCGGCGUCGCCGCCGUCCUCGGCGCGUCCUCGGCGCGCGCCGGCGGGGCCCCACCGCACGCGAAGACGUGCCUCCGCGCGCACCUCGUCGGGAGCGUCCUGGGUCAGAGCGAUCUCGGCGGCGCCAGGGCCUCGGUCGCGGGCGCGAUCGCGAUGAAAGCGUUCGACGAAUUCGAGGGCGCGCUCCUGCGCGGGGAAGAACCGAGCGCGGAGUUGCGCGAGGCGCUGGCGAACGCGUUGCGCGGGAGCGAUCGCGCGGCGAACAAGAAGUGCGUCGAGGAGGCGGAGAAGGAGAUGAAGGAUCCCCAGGAUAAGAAGGACGCGGAUAAGUUUUUGAAAAUGACGGAAGGACUUCCAGAGGCGACGUGUAAGGAUCUCGCGGCGUGCGUGACGUGGUUCGAGGGGCGAAAAGACAAGUUUAAGGGACUUUUGAUUCAACGCGAGGAGAAGCGCGGCGAGGAGAAGGGCUCUAUGAAAGGCGGUGACGGCUAUCCCACGGACAAAGUCGAGGAAGAAGAGGUCGACGAGGAACAAGUCGGCGACGACGACGAAAGUGACCCGAGAUCGAGGCAGGAUGACGAGGCGCUCAAAGACGAAGAGGACGAGAAAGAGGCGCUCGAAAAGCAGAACUCGGAAGUUCCAGCCGGCGACGAUAUUCCGGAGCAAGAUGCCGAGGUCGACGGUUUCGACGACAAGGAAGACGACAUCGACACGCAAAAUGACGACGACAAGGAAGAUGACGGCGGAUCCAGUCCUCCACCGACGGACGACACGUCUGACUCUGCGCCUGUGACUCCAGACACGUCUGAUUCUGCGCCUGUGACUCCAGACACGUCUGAUUCUGCGCCUGUGACUCCAGACACGUCUGAUUCUGCGCCUGUGACUCCAGACACGUCUGAUUCUGCGCCUGUGACUCCAGACACGUCUGAUUCUGCGCCUGUGACUCCAGACACGUCUGAUUCUGCGCCUGUGACUCCAGACACGUCUGACUCUGCGCCUGUGACUCCAGACACGUCUGACUCUGCGCCAGUGACUCCAGACACGUCUGCUUCUGCGCCAGUGACUCCAGACACGUCUGCUUCUGCGCGUACGCAGAAGACCAGAGCCAGAGGCACUCUCGGCGGUGCUGAAGGCGCCGCCGCCGCCAAAAACGCUGAUAACUCUACGGCCGCCGCUGCUAAAAAGGCUGAGAAUGACGAUGCCUACGCCGCCGCCGAAAAUCCUGAGAACGCCGACGCUGAAAAACCUGAGGACACCAAGGAUGGCAAGUCUGACGACUACGUACCUCCGGAAGAACCUGAUGACGGAUCUGCGGACGGUGAUGCUCCUGAAGAAAUUGAAGAAGCACCUGAGGCUGCUCCGGAUGACGCUGAAACGACCGAACCGCCGGUGGACGCCGAUACCGAAGCAGACAAGGCCGAUAACGCUGCCAAUGAAAAUACUGAAGCAGAGAAUCCAGCUCUCGGUUUCGCCCGUCAACCUCACACCGGAAUGGUGUACUUCGCCGUCGCUUCGACGUUUGGCGCAUACGCGGCCUAUGUCGUGCAUCGACGCCGUCACGAGGCAGAGCUCUUACCCACAGCGUGUAAGUACGGAGCCAUCUCGUACGAAUAUGGUGAAGAAGCGUUGAAAACAACGAAAGCGUGCUGA